AUGGCCGAGCGAUUGAAGCAAAAUCCAGAUCUCAGCAUCUGCAUCAACCGUGAAGGAGGCCUCUGCCGUCUGUGGAGGAAGGUUCACAAACAGUCCGAAAGCCAAGAAACCGCAGGGCAUGCCAUGCCCUGGCCACACUGCUGGUGGGCGACACAUCCCAUGGGCUGGACUUGGGCGGCGCAUCCCUGGCAUGAGUACACGGGGAACGCUGGGCAGCACAAUGCUCAAGCCCAGGCAGAGCGAGGCCACAUUGCCAGGGAGAUCUGGAUCACAGCUGGAGAUUUUUUUGAAAGCUUCUGUGAGGAUUUGAGGUCUUGGUUUGCGGAUGUUUGCGGGCCGGCUGCCAGUGCAUCUCACUGCCACUCACUGCUGAACAAAUUACACAUGCGUCAGCAGCUGUUUUCGGGACUUUGUGGAGCAUUGACAGCGGCAUGCUCCUGGGAGAUUGCGCAGGGUUAUUCGCACAGAGCCUGGCAGGGGCUGAAAUACAUGUGCUGGUGUUUGAGGACGGCUUCCGAGACUUCCCAGCCGGUUCUGAACCAGUGGAUAUGA
Molecule: messenger RNA, 552 nt
Organism: Symbiodinium sp. CCMP2456
Lineage: Eukaryota; Dinophyceae; Suessiales; Symbiodiniaceae
Source: the annotation of a GenBank genome assembly